This is a messenger RNA of Budorcas taxicolor (takin), 2090 nucleotides long. RefSeq names its product SMAD family member 2 (gene SMAD2). The transcript is spliced from 11 exons. NCBI's taxonomy places the organism in Eukaryota, Metazoa, Chordata, Mammalia, Artiodactyla, Bovidae. Gene Ontology annotation, cellular component: heteromeric SMAD protein complex. Gene Ontology annotation, biological process: transforming growth factor beta receptor signaling pathway; regulation of transcription by RNA polymerase II; SMAD protein signal transduction. The record is from RefSeq and is a predicted model, not a curated record. Gene Ontology annotation, molecular function: DNA-binding transcription factor activity, RNA polymerase II-specific; RNA polymerase II cis-regulatory region sequence-specific DNA binding; I-SMAD binding. The coding region runs from base 163 to 1566 and encodes 467 amino acids.
CAUUCCCCUCUCCACUCCCGGCCCCUCCAUCCCUUUCGGAAGAGGAAGGAACAAAGGUCCCGGACCCCCCCGGGCUCUUGACGGGGCGGGACCCGGAGCCUCGGUCCAGGUUAGAUUAAGGAGGAUAUUUUCUUAGAGUGGACCACGGCUUUUGGUAAGAACAUGUCGUCCAUCUUGCCAUUCACUCCACCAGUUGUGAAGAGACUGUUGGGAUGGAAGAAGUCAGCUGGUGGAUCUGGAGGAGCUGGUGGAGGAGAGCAGAAUGGACAGGAAGAAAAGUGGUGUGAGAAAGCAGUUAAAAGUUUGGUGAAGAAGCUGAAGAAAACAGGACGAUUAGAUGAGCUUGAGAAAGCCAUCACCACUCAGAAUUGUAAUACUAAAUGUGUUACCAUACCAAGCACUUGCUCUGAAAUUUGGGGACUGAGUACACCAAAUACGAUAGAUCAGUGGGAUACAACAGGCCUUUACAGCUUCUCUGAACAAACCAGGUCUCUAGAUGGUCGUCUUCAGGUGUCCCAUCGAAAAGGACUGCCUCAUGUAAUAUAUUGCCGAUUAUGGCGCUGGCCUGAUCUUCACAGUCAUCAUGAACUCAAAGCAAUUGAAAACUGCGAAUAUGCUUUUAAUCUUAAAAAGGAUGAAGUAUGUGUAAACCCUUACCACUAUCAGAGAGUUGAGACACCAGUUUUGCCCCCGGUGUUGGUGCCCCGGCACACUGAGAUCCUAACAGAACUGCCCCCCCUGGAUGACUAUACCCACUCCAUUCCAGAAAACACUAACUUCCCAGCAGGAAUUGAGCCACAGAGUAAUUAUAUCCCAGAAACGCCACCUCCUGGAUAUAUCAGUGAAGAUGGAGAAACAAGCGAUCAGCAGCUGAACCAAAGCAUGGACACAGGAUCUCCAGCAGAAUUAUCUCCUACGACUCUUUCCCCUGUUAAUCAUAGUUUGGACUUGCAGCCAGUUACUUACUCAGAGCCUGCAUUUUGGUGUUCAAUAGCAUAUUAUGAAUUAAACCAGAGGGUUGGAGAGACCUUCCAUGCCUCACAGCCCUCACUCACCGUAGACGGCUUCACAGAUCCAUCAAAUUCUGAGAGGUUCUGCCUAGGUUUACUCUCCAACGUAAACAGAAAUGCUACGGUAGAAAUGACAAGAAGACAUAUAGGAAGAGGAGUGCGCUUAUAUUACAUAGGUGGGGAAGUUUUUGCCGAGUGCCUAAGUGAUAGUGCAAUCUUUGUGCAGAGCCCCAACUGUAAUCAGAGAUACGGCUGGCACCCUGCAACCGUGUGUAAAAUUCCACCAGGCUGUAAUCUGAAGAUCUUCAACAACCAGGAAUUUGCUGCUCUGCUGGCUCAGUCCGUUAAUCAGGGUUUUGAAGCCGUGUAUCAGCUAACUAGAAUGUGCACCAUAAGAAUGAGUUUUGUGAAAGGGUGGGGAGCAGAAUACCGAAGGCAGACGGUAACAAGCACUCCUUGCUGGAUUGAACUUCAUCUGAAUGGACCUCUACAGUGGUUGGACAAAGUAUUAACUCAGAUGGGAUCCCCUUCAGUGCGUUGCUCAAGCAUGUCAUAAAGCUUCAUCACCAAUCAAGUCCCAUCAAAAGACUUAAUGUACCAACUCUUCUGUCAUAGUAUUUGUGUGUGGUCCCCGUGGACUGUUUACUAUCCAAAAAUUCAAGAGAAAACAGCACUUGAGGUCUCAUCAAUUAAAGCACCUUGUGGAAUUGGUUUCCUAUGUUCGAAUAUUAGAUGGGAAAAUUAAUGUCUAGAAAUACUCUCCCGUAAAGGAGGAAGAGAAGAUUUUAAAGACUUUCUGAUGUCUUGUUGGGCAUAAAACUGAGUGUCCCAAAGGUUUAUUAAUAACAGUAGUAGUUAUGUGUACAGGUAAUGUAUCAUGAUCCAGUAUCACAGUAUUGUGCUGUUUAUAUACAUUUUUAGUUUGCAUAAAUUAGGUGUGUGUGUGCUGCUUCUUGAUUUAGGCAAGCCUUUAUAAAGUUACAGUACCUAAUCUGUUAUUCCCACUUUUUUGUUAUUUUUGUGUGUCUUUUUUAAUAUAUAAUAUAUAUCAAGAUUUUCAAAUUAUCAUUUAGAAGCAGA